Molecule: messenger RNA, 1248 nt
Organism: Nannizzia gypsea CBS 118893
Lineage: Eukaryota; Fungi; Ascomycota; Eurotiomycetes; Onygenales; Arthrodermataceae
Exons: 4
Coding region: 1-1248 (415 amino acids)
Biological process (GO): regulation of transcription by RNA polymerase II; regulatory ncRNA-mediated heterochromatin formation; RITS complex assembly
Cellular component (GO): SAGA complex
Source: RefSeq, a predicted model, not a curated record
AUGGCUGCAAAUGGCGCUGGAACGAAAGUGCUGAACCUGCCUGCGAGCACCGAUCCCAGCUUCGUCGAUGCCUCUGGAUACAAGUUUAAGGAGAAGGAUUUCAAGUCCGGCAAAGUCAAGGUGAAGAAGGCCGCCGCAAAGCUGCUGAAUGGCCUGGCAGAGCAGAACUCCAAAGACGAUCAAGACACCCGAGGCUCGUCGUCGCCUAUCCUACCCGAGAUGGACGCGCAGACGAUGGCAGCCUUUCCUACCGGCAAACCAAGAGAAACCAAGCUCGAGACCGUGAUAUGCAAGCACUGCAAGAAACCAGCCCUUAAGCAGGCUGCGGCAGAACAUAUACGUGCAUGUCUGAAGGCAAAGCAGGAGAAGGCUCGGAAGAAGAAAGAGGCUCGAGAAGCAAAGCUGACCAAAGACAAGCCCGUGGAUAAAGAGGGUACUGAAGACGCCGAGGGAGAAGUCGUUGCCAUGAAGGGACAGAAGAGCGCGAAGAAGAGCGCCGGAGACGAUGCGAAGAAGGGGAAGAAGCGGAAAGUUGACGCAGAUGAAGACAAGGAGCCGAAGAAGAAGAAAAAGAAGGACGAGCCGAAACCCAAGGUGCCGAAGCCCAAGGGGCCGGUGGACGUUGAGAAACAGUGCGGUGUUAUACUUCCGAACGGCGCUCAGUGUGCGAGAUCCCUGACCUGCAAGAGCCAUUCUAUGGGUGCGAAGAGAGCUGUUCCUGGACGGUCUCUCCCGUAUGACAUGCUGCUGCAGGCGUAUCAGAAGAAGAACCAGGCUCGCCAGCAGAAAGCUGCUAUUGACGCAAACGCUCCUAUCCACGACGACAUCGACGGCAACGGCCCCAUCGACUCGGACGAGGAGAAAGAUGCAGUUAUGGCUGGACUGGCUCGAUCUCGUCCUCAGCCGCUGGUCACUCACCCGCUCAUGUCCACCCAGCGCAAAUACCAUCUGAUACGGAUGAAGGAGAUGUUCUCCCAAGCUCUUGGUGGUGGCGGCGGCGUAGGAGGAGGACUGUUCUCUGGAGACUCCAUCUUCUCCGGCCGCAGCAUAUUCUCACGCUCAGAGUCACCUCCCUUUCCGUCCUCUAGCGUCGGUAACCCGGCAGAUAGCUCUAUACAACAGCCCCAGGACGGCUCGAGGAAGUCUUCCCUCUCGCAGCAAGCAGCUCAAAACCGGACGGCCCAGUCAGCAGCAGCAGCAGGAGCAGCGGUAACAGCCGUCUCGGCCAAACCUGUCACGGCAUCUUGA